AUGCAAAAUCAUAGUAAUGGACGAUCUACUAAAGUAACCAAUGUUAUACCAAAUGGUGAGCACAACGAAGAAGAUAUCAAAGAGUUAUACAAAUAUUUAUUAAAAAUAAUACUAUUGGAAUACAGCAAUGAAACCAGAUUUAGAACACCAAUAAUAACACCAAAGAAAAUCACUCCAAUUAAUAGAAACAGCAUGAUAAUAGAUUCAAUACUACCGUCUCACGUAAUGAAAUCUUUAAAUUCGCGACUACAAAAUAUAAUGACUAAAAAAUUUCAAAUUGAUGAAAAAACAAGAAGAUCUGUACUUAGAUUAUACGGAGAUUUACUAGAUCCACAAAAGGAUUUUAGAAAUGUUGAUUUAUUAAUUUCAAAAUUUGCAUCAUAUGCAGAUCAAGAACUUCGAAAAUUUGGUAAUGAAGAUCCUUCUGAAAUGUUUAGACAAAGUUCAAUUUUCAUUGAUAUGAUAAUUUCUUUCUUGAAUCCUAAAAAAGAAACAGAACAAGUAAUAAUUAAUAGAUUAUUAGAUAGGAAAAGAGAAUUUAAAGAAAAAGAAACUCCAAAAAAGGAAGAAUUUAAAUACCCUCAAAAGUCAUACAGGGUAGAUGAUAUGAAUGAAAAGCUAUUAUCAAUAAUUAGAGAACUUUUCAAAGUUGAUAAUAUUAAAAUACAAACUGAUGUUUUCAAAUAUAAAGACAUUUCAGAACCUAGAUUACUACAUUUGGAUGUUGAUAGAUUAGCAACUAUGAAAUGCAAUGAGUAUACAAAUGAUGAAGCUCACGAGUUAUGGAAAAGCAGAGAAUCAGAAAUAAUAGCCCAACUGAAAAAUAAAUACAAGUAUAUAUCUGAACUUAAAGUGAAUUUACCAGAAGACGAACAAUUUUAUAUUAUACCGAGAUACGAAAGAAGGAGAAGUUUAUUUUUGUUGUUAACUUCACUAAUAGCUAAAUCUAGUACCGAUUUUUUAAAUCCAAAUAUUCCUGAUUUUUUACAAAUAGUUGCUCGAGUUUGGGUAAUUGAUUUCCCAACUAGAGUUUCUGCAUAUUACCAAGCCUAUAAUGAAAACUUGUUAUCCACUGAUAAAAGUCUAGAUUUGACAAAAUCAAUCAAUACAUUUACUUUAUUUGAAAAAGAAUGUGGGUCAUCAUGGAAAAAUAAACAUUUAUGGUCAAUUGAUGAUCAAAACUUAUGGAUUGAAAAUCUAACAAUCACAUAUAAUCAAUUAUUUACAUCAAUUCGAGAAUGUUUUACUCAUUUAUUUGAUGAAAAAGAAAAACCAAAAUUUGGACCAUAUCUUGAAUUUCUUGGAAAAUAUAUAGAACUGGAUGAAUUAUACCAGUCCAUUCAAGAGUCUGAAAUACCUAAAAAAUGGGAGAAAAGAUUAAUAAAAUCAGUGUUAAAAAUUUCAGGUAAAAGAUAUGAAACAUAUUUGGAAAAUUUACCUAGAGAUGAUACCUUAAAUGUAAUCCAUUUAUUUAAUAUUUGUGAUAAAUUGAUUGAUGAUAUAAAAUCUUUACAAAAAAAAUAUAAAAAGUCAUUUCUAGGAUUUUUAAACGUUUCUAAAACUGUUGCUUCAAUUACUACUGGAAUGUUUGGAAAUGAUGCAAAAAUGAUUUUAAAUCAUAUUCAAAAUUAUAAUCAUCUGAGAAAUGAAGAACUUCCAGUUGCAGAUGCUUUAGAAUUAUAUAAGCUGCUUGCAGAAAUACGAGAUAUUUAUUAUCAAGUUUCUUCCACUUCUUCACCUAAGUUUCAAUUCGAUUUGGAACCGUUUUUUUAUCAAUAUUUAGAUUUCUGGGCCGAAGAAGCUGAAGAAAAAUUAAAAGAUAUUAUAUAUAAGGCUUUAAAUCAGGAUAAUUAUUUACCAAUUAACAUAACUGAAGAUUCACAAAAAAAUAGCAAUGCAGUGUUGGAUAUACUAACAAUUGUAAGGCAAUAUUUAUCAAUUUUGAAUAAAUUAGGAUGGCAAAAUGAAUAUCAACUUGCUAAAAUAUAUACCAAAUUAUUAAGAGCUAUUUCAAAUGGGUUCUUAUUUUAUUCAGAUCAAAUUACUACUAAAAUCAAUAAAGAAUUAUCAGUAUUAAAAGUCGAAGUAGAAGAAUCACAAAAAAAUUGGUUAGAUGAAGUUAAAAAUGUAAUGAACAGUAUUCAAGGUAAAGAAGAACCACAAAUUGUAUUUAAUUUUGAACCUGAAACUUGUGUGUCCUUAAAUAAUAUUGCUGCUAUGAUGGAAAGUUUAGCAAAAUUAGAAGAUUGGUUAGAUCCGGAAUCUAUAUCAAAUUCUUUAAAUAGUCAAGAUAAACAACAAAAUUACCUAGGUCAUGUUUUUACACUUCGAAUUAUAAAAGCUGAAAAUUUAACCUUAUCAAAAGAAUCCACAUUUGGUAGAAUUAAUCCUUAUGUUGCAUUAGCAGAUUUUAAUAAUAAAAGAUCUAUAGGAAAAACAAGAACAAUAAGACAAACUUCAGAUCCUGAAUGGGAUGAAGAAUUCGAAAUUACUAUACCAGCAAAUACAAACCUAGAAGUAUCAGCUAUAGUUUGGAGUAAAAGUAUAGGACAACAUCAAAUAUGUGGUAAAACUAUGUUUGAACUAAACCCUAAAAAAUUUAAGCAUAAUGGUUCUCCUGAAGAAAUCAUACUAGAUCUUGAUUUGCUGGGUAAACUUAUCGUUGAAGUUGCAGUUGAAAAUGAAACUUUAGAUGCAAUGUUUGUAAUGGGUAGAGCAUAUAGAGCAUUAAAAAGAGCUCAAGAAAGAUCAAUUAAAUUAAUGGUUGAAAAAUUUCUGGGUUUUAUUGAAGGUUGUUUUUCUAAAGCAAAUCUAAAAUCAAUUUGUUCAAAAGGUCAACCUGCAAGAGCUGACUUCGAAGCAUCAAUCGAAACCCUAUGUGAUUAUUUGAAUUUAAAUUUAAGUACCUUAAAAGCUAAUUUAAGAGAUGAUUUAUUCAUGUCAGUAAUGGCAGCUACAUGGAAUGUUGUUAUCAAAUCCGCAGAUGAAUUAUUAUUACCAAAAUUGUCAAAAGCAAAAAUUGAUUCAAAUAGUUGGCAAUCAAUGUCUUCAAGGUUUGCAAAUACCUCAAUUUCAUCAGCAAUGUCAAAAUUAGGAUAUGAUUCUCAAUUAAAUGGUAUUGAAAUUGAAACUGUUUUAAGAUGGCUAGAUUUAUUAACUGAUUUUUUUCAUAAUGAAGGUAAUGGACCACCAUUAGAAGAAUUAAAAACAGAUAAAUAUCAAUCAUUAUUAUUAAUUCCUGCGUUUUAUGAUCAAUCAGAAGAAGAAUUAAUAGAAGAAGUUGAAAGAUUAUCACCAGCAUUUGUCAAUGUAUUAACUAGUAAAAAUGAUUUUUCAUCAUCUAAAAAUUUAAAAAGAUCAGAUACUUUAUCAAGAAGUAAAACAAUUUAUGCAAAUGCAACUAUAAAAAAUAGAGCACAAGCAGUAAAAGACACAAAACAAGCAAGAACUGAUCCAAAUGCAAAUAUGGUUUUAAAAGAAGAUAUAAUAUUAAGAAUUUUACUUGCUCGUGGUCGUAAAGAUUUUGUAAGAGUAAGAUUAGCUCAAAGAACAAAAUUAGCUUAUAGUAUGGCAACUGAAAGAAUGGCAAGAAUUGCAGCUGAGAAAAAAUUUUAUAGGUAG
This is a messenger RNA of Lodderomyces jiufengensis, 3621 nucleotides long. RefSeq lists its product as uncharacterized. The coding region runs from base 1 to 3621 and encodes 1206 amino acids. NCBI's taxonomy places the organism in Eukaryota, Fungi, Ascomycota, Pichiomycetes, Serinales, Debaryomycetaceae. The transcript has a single exon. The record is from RefSeq and is a predicted model, not a curated record.